Messenger RNA from Columba livia (rock pigeon), 13859 nucleotides. RefSeq names its product pleckstrin homology and coiled-coil domain containing D1 (gene PLEKHD1). The record is from RefSeq and is a predicted model, not a curated record. NCBI's taxonomy places the organism in Eukaryota, Metazoa, Chordata, Aves, Columbiformes, Columbidae. The transcript is spliced from 13 exons. The coding region runs from base 10014 to 11525 and encodes 503 amino acids.
UACAGGAAGGAUUUGACGGCUCUGCUGGAGAAGGGGGGUUUGACAACUGUCUCCCACAGAGUGUUUAGGAGCUGGCAUUGCCCUGAGGCUCUCUCUUCCACGCCUCACUCCCAGGGCCAUCUCUGAAGCUUUACAAGGCAGAGGCCCCUCUGGAGGGCCUUGGCUUGGGAUUGCUCCAGGCCACAGUUAAAAGGCUGGAGGACACAUUUGGGCUAAAGAAAAUGGAGAGCGCAGGAUGGAGUGAAAACAAUCUUGUCAGCCCCAAACCCAAAUGCAAAUAUCAGCUCCAUUCUUUAUGGAGGCUUUGUGACAAGGUAGCUCUUUUCAUAGAUAGAUAUCUUGGUGAUUUGGAUUAAAAGUCAACUUGAAAUACAUUUGUAAAGAUGUGAAGAAAAGCCUAGCCUGCUUUUUGUUGUUGUGUUGUGAGGAAAAACCGCUGGUGAAAUUUUUCUUGCCCUUGUUCUGUGGUUUGUAUUUUUUUUCCUACCAUCUUUUUGUUGUUUUCAGGCACUGAGUUGCAGCUCAGUUUUCCUCUGACUGUCCUGUGAUCCUACUGCUUGCAUGUUUGCAGCUCCUCGCUGUUCUCUGUCUUCACAACUGGCGCAGUUGUUCUCGAAGGCAGCUGCCUUCUUCCUGCAGCGUACAAUGAAAUGAAAGCCUAUGUUAAUCCAUAGCUACCUGAGUUUUCUCUCUAAUGCUACUAAUGGUGGUCUUCGCAACUUAGAGUGGAUUGUGUUCUUGCUGUGAAGAAUAAUUGUCUUCUCAGGCUCCUGAAUAUCUCUGGAAGGGUUUUAUUUGGCUCUGACAUAAUUUUGAGUUGCAAACAGUAGCUGGAAAUUAAAUUUUAGUAGUGGUGCCUGAAUUUAUCUGGAAGGGGUUUAUUUGCCUCUAACGUAAUUGUGAGUUCCAAAGAAUAGUUGGAAAUUAAAUUUCAGUGGUGGUCUCUAAGAGCUGCUCAGACAGUUUGAGGAGAGCUUUGAAAAUUAAUUAGGUUUUAACUGAGUGAAGUGUUGCAUGAUAGUCUUUAUUUUCCUAUAGGACACUUAAGACUUGCCCUCAGCUCCCUGAUACGGGGAUAGUACCUGCCAGCCUGCCAGGUUCCAUAGCACAUGGUGGGAAGGCACUGGCUGAAUCCAGUCUAGAGCACUGAUUGCAGAGUGGUGGAGGCUGGAAGGCAUCUCUGGAGGGGUUCUAGUCCAACACCACCCCUGUUCAAGCAGGGCCACUUAGAACAGGUUGCCCAGGACCAUGUCCAGGUAGCUUUUGAAUAUCUUCAAGGAUGGAGACUCCACAGCAUCUCUGGGCAACCUGUACCAGUGCCCAGCCAUGCCCACAGUAACAAGGUGUUCAGAGGGAACCUCGUCUGUUUCAGUGUGUGCCCAUUGCCUCUGGUCCUGUCACUGGGCACCACUGAAGAGAGCCUGGUGCCAUCCCCUAUGCACCCUCCCUUCAGAGAUUUAUAUACAAUGAUGAGAUCACUCCUAUAGUUGCCGACUUGAUGUGUUUAUAGAGAUUCUUGCUCUCUGUACUCUCCAGCUGCCCUGCAAGCAGGUUUGGGGUUUAGACAUAGAUGUUCAGAAAAGGAAAAGGGGAAUGAUGUUCUUAUGGGUGAUGUAUGCAUUCCUGAAAACUUCAUGCGUCCAUUUAAGAGAUACUCUUGUUGGAGAGGAUUUAUAAGCAAUUCAUUUUAAAAUUAUUUAUGUUUUUCUUCAGUUGCUAUCUACAGACUUAUCUAGGAUUCUAUCCCUUUAACAGUGUUUUAGCUAUUUCACACAAGGAAUAAGCAAUCUUCUCAGCUAAUUUCUUACUUUUGAUUUUUUUCUGGUAACUCGUAGGACUUGUGUGGUUACAAAACAGUGUAAUCUCUUGAUACUGGCCUAAUCACAAGAGAGUAUGGUUAAUGUAAAGUCAGUAGGAGAACUCAAGCAAAUGACAAUGUUGCUGUUGUAGCUAGCACAGGUGGGUGCAGGACAGUCAGGAUGGGAAGCCAGUGCUUUGCCAGAUAGGCUCUUGGUUUUUUGGCAAGUAAAAUUCAGUUUUAAUGGUGCAGCAUUAUGUUGUAUACCAGCGUUCUUUUAGUGUGUUUGAUAAAAAUGUCGUCUUGGUAAGUGGAGACCUUAACCACUACACUAAAUCCUUUUGGAGAUGUGAGGAGGUGCUUUGAGUGCAUUUAUGUUACAAGAGUUACCGCUAAAAAAUACUGAGGAGCUGUGGUUUUGCAGGCUUCCUGAUGAUGGCUGUAGAGUGCUCCUUCAUUUGGUAAGGAAAAAAAAUUUUCAUCAGCAUUUUUAUCAGGGGCUCAUUAGGGAUGAGCACAGCAGCAAGAAGAUGAUGAGCUGUCAUCUAUUGUUCCAGCUUACAAAUUAAGCCAUUCUCCUACCAAUAAGCGCAAGCCUUAUCCAAACAUCCCUGCAGGCAGACUUGCACAACAUUCCACCCUCCUUAUCACGGCACUUCUGCCUCUUGUCUGAGACGUCUGGAGAUUAACCAACCCUUCUGGUGGAUGGCGGGUUAAGAAAAAUGCCUCAUUCAGAAAACUUGUAGAGCUAAUUAAAAGUAAGCUGUAUCUUGCUGACUGACACCAAAGCUAUAUAGUAUUUAGAAAAUCUGAAAGGCAAGGUGAAAUUAGUAGGGGAAAAUUGCUUCUUUGGUACCUGAAUGUACAUCCAGUGUCUGAAGUGGCAAUUACUUUAUGAUACAUGAUCACAGUUAUGUUGGAGUCUGAAAGUUAAUGGGCUUCUGCUAUCUGAAGAAACACUUUAAAUGAGAUACUCAUUGUUGCACUGGGCUGAUAAGGGCUGCUACAAACCCUGCCUACAGUACUGAUCUGAAUGACUCUUGCUGUAACACCUCUUAGUCACGCUCUCCCUGCUUGUGUCCGGAGGGUGAAGCUGUACAUAGGCUGAGUCACGUUUUAGAACUGCAAUAGAUUUCCCAUGUUCUGUUUCCUCUGUUUGACAGAGAAACUGAGGGAUGGCUGAUCUUUAACAAAACUUUUUCUCCUGGUAUCUGCUCUGUGCAGAUGCUUCAUGUGAACAUGCUUUGGUGCACAUGGAAGGUUAAGCAAUGGGUCUGGCUGGGAGGUUUUCCGUGCUUGUCCCUGCAGUCUACACUCCAGCAGUAUCAAAGAGGCCUCAUCUACAAAAGCUGUGUGGCAGCAUGGCUCACAGGAGGGUACAUGGAGAUGGGUGAGGGACGUGGCCCUCUUAGCCUGCUGUAUUUUGUGGAGAACAGUGUUUUGAUGUCCUUCUUUGCCAGGCAGUUUAUCUUCCAUCUGGUUGACCAUUCUCCUCAAUGCACAGAGUUUGUCAUGGUCUUCUGCCAUGAUAGAUGGCACCAGCAGAUCUUUGUGCCUCUGUAUUUAGAUAACCACUGAGAAUGUGGAUGGGAAGGAGGCAAGAUGCAUGUCUUGUUCUUGUCCUGUGUCUGCACACCACACAAGCUCUGACCUUACAGUGACUGGCUGGGUGCAGGACCGGGAAAGUGAGAAACUCGGAGUGGAGGCUGCUGCAAAUCAGAGCUGGUCAUAGUAGAUCAUAACAGAACAUACAGGUGAAGGAUGUAAAGAAUUUUGGUGUUGUGGUCCCUGCAGUCUCCACUCCUGAAAUAUGUCCCAGUUGUAUGGUGUCCUUAGCUUUCAAGGCCUUAUGUUCAAUGACCAUAAUAAUUGUAAGGGUAAAGAAAACAUGGAAUGUGUGUGCAAGAGCAAAUAUGGUCUUUGUGUGCCUGUGCUGGGCAUUUUAUGGACUCUAGGUUAAAUAAAAACAGAGUUUAGCCAAUCCUGUAUUCUCAAUAUGUAUUUAUUGUUUAAAAAUUAAGCCUAUGACCUCCUUCCCUCUUUUGACCAGAGAGAACAAAGUGGGUGGAAAUUAGUGGACUGCAAUCAAUAUCUAAACUUUCACAGCUGAGAAACACCUUGUAGGAAGUAGUCCUGCACCUGACCCUGUUUCAGAAACUUGGAGUGAAAGUUCAGACCUACUGACUAGUGUUGAAGAGCUAAGGAGUGUGUUUCUCCAGAGGGGGCAGCCAUCAGCCCUGGAUCUUGUUUACUUCUUGCUGGGCUGUUUUCUCACAUCUCAAAAGUGUUGAUAGUGCUCCAGUUGUGUGCCUGUGUUUAAUACAUAGAGGUAUUUUAUUUUUCCCCUCUGUUAUUCUGCCAAGGAGACUCUAACAAAUCCUUCUGUUAUGCAGGAUUUGGCUAACCAUUGUACCCAAAAUACCGCAUGGGUAUAUGUAUUCUUGUGAUUUUGGCGAUUUAGUAUCAGUGUCAUAGAUGAGGAACUGCGGCUGUGAGAAAUCAAGUUACACAUUUAAGUCAGGUAGGAAUGUUGCCAGGGCUGGAAACUAAGCCCCAGUGUACUAAACUCUGCUUCCACACCCUCAUUACAAAGGCAGCACUUUUUCUGUGCUCAAAAUUAACAGGACUGAGUAAGCAAUUGCACCUUGGAUCUCUAUGCUGACCCCCAGGAUAACUGCUGUAAACCUUGUCUCUGAUAUGUUGCUGGAUCUCUGUGUCCUGGCACCACAGGAUGCGAAAGGCAAGAAAGGCUUUUAAAAUUGCUGAGCUGGCCUUUAUGUAGCCCAUGCUGCUCAUGUGGCGUCUGUGUUGUGGGUAGUCCUUGACUUGGCUCUGUUUUCUGUGUAGAAGGCUUCCUGCAGAGCUGACUAAGGUGUCACUGCUGAGCUGUAUCACCUUGUCUGACCACGUCUUUGGUGUGACUCUUGUCAACUCUCACUGCUGUCAUGUUUGGGAUUGGGCUGAACAAUGUCAAUCACAAGCAGGUAAGACAUGGGUAGAAUGCAAUGCUCUUGGGAAGGUAAAUAGCAACGCGGGUGGCGUGCAGGCUGAGCAGCAAGCUUACUGGUGCUGAACACCAUUACAAAACCUUGUUGGUGAAAGGUUUGUUCUUCCCUGUCCCUAUGCGUGGAGGUUCAGCUCCCCACAGUGAGGAGGGUUCCCAUUCCCCCUGCGCCCUCCCACAGCCGCAGAAAUGGGGCUGGGAUGGGGCUGCUGGGGCUGGUCUGGCAAUGGUCACCACGGGCAGGCCACACCACCUUGCACAGGGAGGAGGGCUAGGGGUUCAUCAUCUAUGGAAAUAAAGAAAUCAAGCAAGCAGACCUGUAUUUAUUUACUGCUGUUGAACAAGCUACUGGUUGGAAGCAGCCUGUUUAACUAUUCCAGUACUAAGCAUUUUCUGUUUAUGUAAGCCAUGUGAACACUUCAUCGUAUUUAGGCUUAAUGGGGGGAAAAACUGCGUCUUGCAGGAAGCUGAUGGGCUGUCUUCUGGAGGAACCUUAUUCAAAGGUAGCUAGUCACUCUGAUGUAUUCUAAAAUCCCGAAAAAUGCCUUAAAAACCAAAACCAAACAGAAUCAAACAAAUAAAACCACCAGAGGGAAUGAGUCUUCUUUCAAAAGAGAUCUCUUAGUAGGAUUAAAUAAUAACAAAUAAAAAAUUUCCUCUAGUUGCUGAGAGAAAUGGUCACUGAUUGACCAUGGUGUUAGUCCCUGAGCAAGCCGCCCCCCAAAAGCCAGGCUGUGAGCACUUACUGCCCAUAAGGCUAUGGGGCUGGCUAUUUGCUGUCUAAUCCUUUUGCUUCAGGAAACUGGCAUCUUAUUUUCUGUCUUCCUGUAAGUCUCCUGAAGUGGUGCUAUAUCCACAGUGAACAGUUUGAUUAAUCAGACUCAUGGACCAUCCAGUGUGGAUCUGGGUGUAUUUGAAGGGGUGGGACUGGUGGAGGGCUUUGGAACAGGGCACUGAGACCACGUGGUUGUCACCAAGGGAUGAUGUCAAAUGGGGUUAUAAAUCUACAGAGGCUCUUCACUUUAAUGCCCAUCUGCUGAAUAACUUUUCUUUGAGCUCUGCAGGACAGGUCUGACCCCAUCUAACACUAAAAAUAUGAUUACAUGCGAAAGAAACCUCGUUUGUCAGUGUAUCACACUAGAGAUGGAUUGAUGCCGGUUGCUUUUGUUCUACUUAAAAGAGCCUCUGUACACAACUGUACAUCUGGGAAGCUGGAGCAUCAUUUUGAUAGGUACACAUGACAUUUUGUCUUUGCAAGAAUGAUACACCAUAAAUGAAACCUGAGCAGGAACCUCUCUUUAUUUCUCCAUGUUGUUCCAGGUACCUGCUAAUACCUCUCGUAAUUGCUAAUGGUUCUCCAGGUUGAAAAUGGCUACAGAGCCUACUAGAAGCUGUAAGAGGAAAGGGAAUCUAGACUGGAAGGCAAGAUCUGAAUCUUUCCAACUCUGCAGCAACUCUGAUCCAAAUCUCAACUUCCUGGCCCCAGCCCAAGUAUUAGGCUGUUCCUUUCUGCAUCGAGUACCUUUCUGUUCUGGGCAGCCUUACAAUAGUAUAACUUUUCACAAAAAAAACCCAAAACAAAACAACAACAAAACAAACCAAAACAAACCCCACCAAACACAAACACCUACCAAACAACUUCAUUGGCUGCAGUUAGCCAAUAUCUGUAUCCUUAAACUGAAAGGGUGUACCUUCCAUUUGAGGGGUGGCCUGUGAUGAUAGAGUGUUAUUUCUGUACCACCUUGCACUACUAUCAGCUUCAAAGUUUUUUUUUUAGCAAAAUUUUAUUGGCUUGAUGUGUAGGAAAAAUAGGGUCAACAUACUAGCAAAUAAUUCCUGUAUCAAUACAACCCAUCUCUCCACAGGAAGGUUUUGUGAGUGAAGCUCCGGUGGUUUCUCUCCAGGAUGUACAGCUGUGUUUCCCCUACAAGCCAUCAAGAGUGAAACAUCCAUCUAAAAUCUUUAAAUUAUUAUUCUGAAACAAAACUGUUCCAGAGAAAGCAGGUGAGCCUGAUCUGUAUCCCUGGAAGGCAGGGCCACCUCAGGUUGCUCUGUGUGUAUUGGAUCCAACCAAGUAAUGGCUUUUUGCCUCUGCCGCUGUCCUUGAGAGGCAAUUCCACAACCCGCUUGCUGUGAUGGUUACACAUCUUCUCAUUUAUUCAUGGCCAAUUUAGGCCCAUUUGUUUUAUUGCAUGCAUCGACCUUUACCAAUGCAUUAAGAGGGUAAAGAAUGCUUGAAACUAGACAGCGGUCAAUUUUUCCCCUUUGCUCUCAUUUAAACAAGUUAAGUCCUUUUAGUCUCCUCUCAUACUAUGAGUAGCUAUACCUGUGAUCAUCUCUCAAGUACAUUUGUGCAUCUCUUCAGGGCCAGGAAAUCUGUUCUGCCAGAAUGGUACAGAAGGGAUCAGGUGUGGGUCUGGUACAAGGACUUGUGUCUGCCCUCGGUUCUGGUGCAGACAGUGGUACGUUCUUUUUGCCAUGGUGUCACACAAUUGUCCUGCUAAGGUCUCAUGUACUUGAGUCUCUUCUCUGCUCUUAUGAAAUGAUGAAGUCCCAGAUUAAAUACACAUUUAUUAUCUCUGUAUACAUGUCUAUGUGCUUUUUGGGCUGUUAGGUUUCAUCAAGAUCUUGCAGCAAAAACCAAAUCUGCUUGUUUGCUUGUGCUUCCCGAAGGAUUUCUGUCUCCUGGAACUUGGAGAACGCACUUCUGUAGGACCCUACUUACCCUGGAGUAACCUUUUUCUCUUGGCUGCAUUUUAUGACAGAGUUCUUUUGAUCCUGAAGAUCUUGGCCAGUUGAAGAAAGCUUUGUAUCUGACAGAACGUUGAAGAACUUUAAGCUGGCCAUUAUGCCGUUAACUUCUGGUUUAGACAGACAAGUUGCUUGGACCUGUUGUGCUGCUCUCCUGUUCUUUCCUUCAGACAGGCCCCUGAUUUAUUUAGAUUAGUACACACAUCAAAUAAACAUUAACAUAACCACUGUUAUUACAAGUUAAUUUGCCAAGACACCAGCAGUUAGGAAAUUCACCCUGCUUCUGUUUAUUGCCCUCAUAUUGCUGGCUCCUGCCCAUGUUUAACUCUUGGUCACUUGACAAAAGCAAGUUGCUCUUCUCCUUUCCUGGCGCUGCCCACUCUGAACAAUUUGCUGUGACUAUCCAGGCCCUUGCUUGUCCUAGAGAUCUCCAGAGGAGACAGUAUCUCAGUUUUUGAUGCUGGCAGCUAGAGGCUAGUUUCUCUCUUGGUCUGUGAAAGAUGAAAAUAAGUAAAGAAGCAAAGGAUGAAAAUCUGCUUUUCCUCACUUGCAAGUCACUGCUAUAGGAUAUUGCAUUGCUGGCUCAGUACAAUGGCAGGGACUCUGGAUCACCCUUACUUCCCCAUGUUCCGUGACUUUUCACUGCACAUUUGUAAAUUAAGGUGAUGCUGUUGGGCCCAGAAUCUUUUUUACCCUUUAUGCAAAGUAUUUUCAGGGAAGCUUUUCCCUCUCCUGGUUAUGAGUAAUAUUUUAUUCUCAGUGCAGUGUGUGGAAUGGUCACUACAGUAUUAAUACUUCUCUUCUUCAAUGCAGUGUUUUAUUCAAGAGUUGGGGCUCAGGUGAGAUAGAUGCAGUAUCUGCUGCUCUCCCCUGUUCUCCACUGUCUCCCAUAAUGUCACUCUGAGAUGGGCUUUGAUGUUUCUCAGGACACGUCUUGUCUGGGACCAAAAGGCUGGUCACGGACAGGGUGACAGAAAGUAACAUAGCACUGAGUUUGCUGACUCUCAUCUAAUGGCCAGUACUGACACUUCUCAGGGACCUGCAUCUAUAAUUUCUCUAAUACCACAUGCAGCCUGUGAGCUUGAGGCAGACUGUCUGCUUUUCUUCUGUUUAAGAUGCUUUGCAAGUGCCUGUGACCGCAUAAAGCUCGGUGAGCCUGUGUCUGCUGCUGUGAUCCAGCCUACGGUAUGUCCUGGGUUUCUAAUCUCUGGGAAGGAGAAAGGACCAUGUGUCCGCAGUGUGUCACUUCUGAACAUCUGCCUUGGAAGGGCAGUUAUAGCAUCAAAAUCGAUUCGCAUAGGAUGGAACAAGUUAAAACAGGAGCAGAAGCCUCACAGCCCGUAUGCGUCUGUAUUGUAUACAAUACCCCAAAAUUCCAGAUGCUUUACCAGGCACAAUACAGGCAGUUCUUCCCCAAAUCCUAAUCCCGGAGGGAAGGCAGGAUGCAGGAAGGAACAAUAUGAUGCUAAUAUACUGUCCUCUGGGCAUAACAAAAGUCAGGUUCUUUUGGAAGACUGUGUUUGUAUCUCUUCAGUGAGGGAGGGUUUCAAGAGAGGAACAAUGGCUUGGAGAACCAGAAUAAAAAGCUUCUUGUGGGAGUACUAAACAGGAGAUGAAUGGAGACUCACCUGAGCCAUGUGACAUAUUCCUAUAUCUCUGUGCUGUGGCCAAGAGGGAGCUGGUACCCAAGAGGCAGGGCAGAGGCUGUGCUUGUCACAUCUCCAAGAUGCAGCAAGGCACAGAGACAGGCAGAAUUUCAUGCUCUAACAGUGAUCAGCAAUGGCCCUUUAAGGCUGAGAAUGGCGUGCAGCAUGGACACUGCCCAGUCCAAACCCAGUAGCCACGUGAACUGGACCUGGGUGGGCAGUGCCAGUCUGGCACAGCAAAAGCCUCCUGGUGGCAGAGGGUAUCUGAUGGAACUUGCUGGCUCCUACCCACUCUGCUUCCCUUUUCCUCAGGACAAAUGAGAAGAACCUGUCUCCAAGCAUAAGAUUUUGGGAGUAUGUGUCAGAGAUGCCUGACACUAAAACGUCCGUCUCGCCCUGAUUUCUGCCCAGGGUUCUGCAAUGUCGAGUGACAUAACCUUCCAAGCUGGCUCCGGUGCAGCGGUAUUUUGGCUUAUGUUAUUGCUGGGAGCUUUCUCUCUGGUGAGCUCUUUCUGCUUCCCUGCGUUCCUGAUCUCUGGCUCUCUUCGCUCUUUUUUUUUCUUCUUUGCCUGGGAUGCAUUCUGUCUGUAAUGCAUCAGGAAGUAAUACGCAAUGAGGAAACUCUCAUCAUCUGUGCAUCAGGGAGAGAAUUAUUGACUGAGUGCUGAGCAGUCAAGUUAUUGAUUCAAACCGUAGCCCAGUCUCUCCGUCUGCCGCUUGGAGUGGCUGGUUACGUCCUUCUGGUUCAUUGCAUUUAAUCGGAUUCCCUGAGCUGCCACGCAGAGGGAGAGAGUUAGAACCAGAUCCUGCUAUAAUGUUUGCUUCAAAAUCCAGCUCCGUUUCCCCUUCUCCAUCCAUGGAGCAGGCAGAUUCAGAUGCUCUGGACAUCAGCACCAAGGUGCAGCUCUACGGCGUGCUCUGGAAGAGACCUUUUGGGAGGCAGUCGGCCAAAUGGUCCAGGAGGUUCUUCAUCAUUAAGGAGAGUUUCCUGCUCUACUAUGCUGAGAGUGAGAAGAAGAGUUUUGAAAGCAAUAAAUACUUCAAUAUCCACCCCAAGGGUGUCAUACCUCUGGGAGGCUGCAUUGUGGAGCCCAAAGAAGAGCCCAACAUGCCUUAUGCCAUAAAGAUCUCUCAUGAAGAUUUCCAUGGUAACAUUGUUCUAGCAGCCGAGUCAGAGUUUGAGCAGGCUCAGUGGCUAGAGAUGCUACAGGAGUCUGGAAAAGUGACCUGGAAGAAUGCCCAGCUGGGAGAAGCCAUGAUUGAGAGCCUGGAAGCCCAAGGGCUGCAGCUGGCCAAGGAGAAACAGGAGUAUUUAGAUAAGCUAAUGGAAGAAACAGAAGAGCUGUGCCUGCAGAGGGAGCAAAAAGAGGAACUUGAGCGUCUGAACCAGGUGCUGGAAGCAGAGAAGCAGCGGUUUGAAGAGGUGGUACAGGAGCUGCGGCUGGAGCAGGAACAGAUCAGACGGGAGCUAGAGCUCACAGCCCGCUCCCUUAAAGGAGUGGAGGAAGAAAAGAAAGAGUUGCGAAGCCUGACACAGUCCUUACAGAAAAACCUAGAGGAGCUCUCCCUGGAAAAGCAGCAAAUGCUGGAGAUGCUGGAAGAAAAUGAGAGUCAGCUCCCACCUCCCAUCAGCCCCAGCAAAGAGCAAAGCCCCAUCUGGGGACUGCGCUGCAGCCUGCGACAGAUUGAAGAGAAGAUGCAACAACUUCUGGAGGAGAAACUCAUGGCAGAGAAGAGGAUGAAGGAGAAUGAGGAGCGGUCUCGAGCGCUGGAGGAGGAGCGGGAGUUUUACUCUUCCCAGUCACAAGCGCUGCAGAACUCGCUCUCGGAGCUGACUGCAGAGAAGCAGCAGACGGAGAGAGACCUCAAGGCUGAGGUGAAGGUGCGCAUGGAUCUGGAGAAGAGACUGAGAGAAGCUGAGGAAGCAUUGCAGAGCUUAGAGCAAGGCUUAAAUUCUCUGGAUCGCAACAAGGAGAAAGAGGAAAAGAUGAAAGCAGAUGUCAGUAACUUGAGAAAGUUCUUUGAAGAGUGCAUCCGCAAUGCCGAGCUGGAGGCCAAGAUGCCUGUGAUUAUGAAGAACUCUGUGUACCUCCACAAGGCUGCCACUCGUCGCAUAAAGAGCUGCCGCUUCCACCGCCGGAGAGCCAGCACUUCAUGGAAUGACUUGAAGCAGUCCCAGUCCUUCAUCUUCUCCCAUUCAGAAGCUGAAAGCAUAGAGGAGCUGAAAGAAGCGGCCAAAAGAUUGAGCCAGGACCAGCACUUCAGAGAAACUCUCUACCAAAUCAUGAGGUCGCAAAAGGAUUCUGCUUCAGGGGAUGAAAAGUGACUCUUGGUGGGAAGGGGCUUCUGAUCUCAACUUGCCAUUCAGCCCCUCAAAAGUUACACCAUCAGGUGAUAGCAUCAGAAGGGAGAGUUGCCCUUUGGGUGGGGAAAGUGGGGGAAGGUUGUGUGUAGGUAAUUCCCUCAGUUAGUGGCUUUGCUUUAGUUUGAACACUCCCUGUACCCUAGCAGACCUCUGCUGAUCACUCCAGAUCUGUUUGCUUCAGCUGCUUACAUUAAGCCAUGUUUUGCCAAGAUACCACGGUCAGUGUUAAAGUAAACCACAGACCGUAGCUUAGGAAGUGCCUCUUCUUUCCUUUCCUGUCCAAUCUGUCUGCCAAACACAAGUGCUUCUGCAAAAGCCCUUUAUCAGCCUGUGCUCCAGCCAAUGUAACCUCCCCGACUGGACACAGCUUACCCUGUUCUGCCUCAUCUCCUCUAGGAAACAUCUCACUGCACACCCCUAGUCAUCAGCACUUCAGUGGGACACAUUUCCUGAAGACUGCAGCGGUUCCAGCCUCCUAAGCACAGGCAACAGUAUCAAACACAAAGCAAUCUCUUGAUGCUACAUAAUUUCAAGCAAAUAUUAUCAACACAAGGUGAAGAUAAGCUGAGGAUGCUGUGGAUUUGGCUCCAAGGAUGAUCAUGUGCAGAGAAAAGCUUAUAGGUAAUGCAGUGGCAUCAAUGCAAAUGGGAGGGAGGGUUGCUUUGUGCUGACUGUGGGCAGCACAUCCUGGAACCACCUUCGUACUUGUUUUGCAUUGGAACAUCUGGCUGUGUCAUUGAUGGAGGAGUAGAGCUAUGUGCUGCAGAAGGUGUUAUCUAUAGGCUACUUCAGUGUGGAGGAGCCUUUAGCUCAGAUGGCCUCCUCAUCACCUCUGUAAAACACUGAUGGGUUUAAAACUCACAUGGAUGAGUGUCCAACAACAAACCCCAUCAGCAUUUGGAGAAUUAAACCGUGGCAGUAGCAAGCUGUCAGGGCUGCGGAGGUGGGCAAAGUAAUUUCUGUAUGUACUGCUGUCAAUAACCUAUGUCCAAGGCUUUGUACUGCUCUCUACCAGUCCACUUAACUGCAAUCCAGGUUAUCUUGGUCAAACUGGGACCUCUAGGAAGUCAAGGCUGGAUUGGGAGAGGCACUAUGGACAGCCUUGUCAGUGGUAGGCUUCUGGCUGGCUUCUGUCCCCUCCCAGGUGCUCACCAUGUGGUUAUCACAGGGGAGGCUUGUCCUGCAUGUGAUCAUCUUGUAUGUCACAGGAGAGGAAACACUUUUCUGUGGAAACCUUGCAGCCUCUCCCACCUUCUUUAAGCACGCAGCUGGCUACGGGAUGCUUACAGGGCAUGUGACAAGAACACUCAGAGCGAUGCUGUUAUCCUUGGGGUAUAAAUUGGGAAACAAAGGUAUAAAUGAUACAAAGGUGAUGCAGUUACCAGCAGAGGUACAGUUAGGUCUCAGGUGCUCUCAAGUGCAGAUUUACUGGGGUGUUCUGGCCUGUACCUCUCAUGAGUAGUCCUGGGUAUUGCAUAUGUCCAGUGACUCCGGGGUAGCUCCUUUCAUGUCCCAUGCAGACUGUGAUGCUGUCUGGUCCCAGGCUUUGACUUCUGGCCACCUAACUCAUUCCCUACCAAUUCAGUGCUGUUUCUAGGGAGAAAUCAGGGAUGAGGCAGGGAAGGGAGCCCUGGCUUGCCAGCCACAGGAGAGGUGCUGAUGCUGGGUGGAGGAGUGUACUGAGAGGGUGUGAUGCUCCUAGAGAGAGUAACUCUGCUGAGACCAGAGGAAAAGCAUUGAAGGCACAGCCUGUAUUUUCCAUUUCGGGCAGUUACUGACCAGUAUACUUCUGCCAGGCAAUGGGAGGUUUUAUAUAAUCUGAGGGUCCAGCACCAAAGGCUGACAUUUUUGUGAUGACAGAUGAUAAAAUUGGAAAAAAUAAUUUGCAUCUCUCCUGAUCCUUAUGUGUCUUUCCCACUCAUGAUUGUGUGCUGGAAAGCCACAAAUGAAUUCUUGCUCCUACAAUGCUGAAUGGCUGUGAGAAAGCAAUCCAGAGCUGGUUUUCCCCUUGACACUGUCCUCACAUAAUCUCUGGCUAUUUUCCAGUUACGAGGUCUAUAUUAUGUGAUGCUGGAAGGGACAGAAAAAAGGACAGCCGGGGAGCAUAUCUGUAAUUCAGGCAAGUUAGGAAAAAUCACCCUGUGGCUAGGGAAUGCAGCACCUUUUGAUCUAUUACCAUCAAAAGCCACAAUAUCAGACUUUACAGAAGUAUUGUACUCCGGAAGUAGCCACAUCAAGUCUUCCUUUACUGUGCAUAUUGACAGCAAUAAAUAAAUAAAAGUUAUGCUAACACUA